CAGCUCUUUACGGUGGAGAGAGAGAAAGAGGAUAUACCUUUGGUUUCAAUUGGGGUUUUCUUAUACAGUGAGCAGCUGAAGAAAGGAUACAGUGGCUGACAGAAUUGGGAAUGAUGUAGAUAGGCAGAAUUGCAAAGUGUUCAAAACCCUAUUUAUUGAAGAGCUUCAUGGAAACUCUUCUGGUUGCUCAAGAGAGAGAGAAUAAGGGUGAGGGUAUCUUUGGUAGAGCUGGAAGAUCCUGUAGACUAGAGAUACCUCAACCAAUCAGAGUAAACAUUCCAUGCAUGUGAAAGAAUCAGGAGUUGAGAACGUCCAAUUCAAGAAUUUUUUCAAUCUACAAUGGUGGGUAUACAUUUUUGUAAAAAACCACAAAAACCCUAAACCUUUAAUCGACAGUGUUCCUAAUUUUAAAUCAUAUGCCAUAAUGCGUUAUCCAGCUUUGAGAAUAUGGAAAAGCAAAAUAAUGUAUCUGAAUUCAUCUUGCUGGGGCUUACUCAGGAUCAAGAGUUACAGAAAGUCUGCUUUGGAAUCUUUUUGAUCUUCUACAUGGCAAUUCUGCUAGGGAAUCUAUUGAUCAUAAUUACAAUCAAGAGCAGUCGCCACCUGAUUUCUCCAAUGUAUUUCUUUCUCAGUUACCUUUCCUUCAUAGAUAUCUGUUACUCCUCUGUCACUGCUCCAAAACUGAUAGCGGACUUCCUGGUGAAGAAGAAAACCAUCUCUUUUGUUGGUUGCAUAGCACAGCUUUUUUGCGGUCACUUUUUUGGUUGUACUGAAAUUUUUCUCCUCACACUGAUGGCAUAUGACCGAUACAUCGCAAUCUCCAAGCCUCUCCAUUAUACCACUAUUAUGAACAAGAGGGUGUGCAGUUGGAUGGUGUUUAUAUCAUGGUUGGGUGGGUUUGUACACUCAAUGGUACAGACGGUCCUUAUUACACAUCUACCCUUCUGUGGGCCUAAUGAAAUCGACCACUAUUUUUGUGAUGUUCACCCUUUAUUGAAAUUAGCCUGUGCUGAUACCUACAUUAUUGGACUUAUUGUCAUUGCCAACACUGGCAUGAUUUCCCUCAGUUGUUUUCUUGUGCUGAUUGUUUCUUACAUUGUUAUCCUACUCACAAUCAGAACUCGUUCUUCAGAAGGCCGUCUCAAGGCUCUUUCCACCUGUAGCUCUCACAUCACAGUUGUGAUUCUGUUUUUGGGCCCCUGCAUCUUUCUUUACAUGAGGCCCUCAACCACAUUCUCAGAGGACAAAAGUGUGGCUGUUUUCUAUACUAUUAUAACUCCCAUGCUCAAUCCAUUAAUUUACACCUUGAGAAAUGAGGAAGUAAAGAAUGCCAUGAGAACAUUGUGGAGCAAAAAUAUAAUUUUGGCUAGGAAAUUAAAAGUGGAUUCAAAAAUGUAACCUUGGUUUAAUCACAUGUCAUAUCAAUGGUGGAGAAAAAUGUAUUAGUAUCAGAACUGGGCCUGUUGGAAAAGAGACUUUUCUAUCUUAAGGUUUCAAUAAAAUGCAUCUUUUCCUCUUGAAAUAAUAAGUGAAACUUCUAAUUAGGAUGCCUUAAAUUUUAAUGCAAUGUAUAAAGGAUAUCUUCCAUUAAGAUUCACAGCUAGGAAAAGGUUUUAUUUCUUAUCCUGAUAAGCAGUGAAAAUUGUAUAUUAAAUUGCUGAGAUUUAAUGUUUAGUUAAAAAUAAAUGUUGUCACAGCCUCAUCUUGCUAUAAUCUGUGGUCAGCACAGAGAGAAAAUGUUUCACUUUCUUUUAUAAAGCUCAUAUAAUGUUGUUAUCUCUGUUUCUGGAAAACUAAUUUAUUCUUCCCCAGCUGUGAUAGUUCUAUUUUUGAUAGUCCAAGGAGCACUAGUUUUGUGUGUUAACUACCUGAGAGGUACCAAGAAGCUGUAUAAAUCUUAACUCUGUUUAGUUACAUUUGAAUGCAAUUGCUGUUUAGAAUCACUUGCAAUCUGAUAAAAUCCAUGCAGAAAAUUAAUUUUAAAAACAGACAGUUUGCCGGCCUUGCAGGAAAUUUUUGAAGGUUAUAUCUGAAUCCUGUUGCCAGUAUCUCUGUAGACUGUGGAUUAAGCUUCAAAAGGAACAGUAAGAAUGGCUACAUUUUGCUUUUUAAUUUCUGGAUAUUUUCACUUUGCAAUAAUAAAUAAUGGAAAAUAGGUCCCUGUGUUUGGGUAAGUUGGAGCAUUCAAAAGAUUUAUUUAUUUUUUUAAAAAGAUGAUUUCAUUGUAUGAAUUUACAGCGGAGAGGGAGUGUACAUAUCAUACGAUAUCAAAAUGCAAAUGCAUCAUUUUGGCAUUUGGUAAUGACAUCAUUGGUUGCAUGCUGUUAUUUUUGUGUCAUUGGGAUUUAUUAUGAAUGCUGGUACUUAUCAUCCAUACUGUUUUGGGGGCUUUGUUUGGCUCUGUUGACCUUCAGAUUUCAGAUUUAAUACAAAAGCAAGAAUACAGUUAAGAGAAACUCAGAAAAAUGUUGUAAUACGGUAAAUGAAGAGGUUUAUUGAGCGCUGAUGGGAUAUGCCAAAGCUUGACAUAUGAAAAGAGAAAUCCAGAAAUCCCACUAAUCAUGUCUGGUUAAUGUGUGUGAAUAGGUCCAGGACUGAAAACUUUGCCAGUGGUAAAUAUUUGUACAAUGCCAAUGAAGUCUAGCCUGAACAUCUUCAGUCAGCUCUCUUUCUGUUUAUCUCAUCAGUAUUGUAAUCAUCCCAACAUCAUUUUAACUCUCUAAUAACAAAAUCCAUUUUGAAUUUA
Molecule: messenger RNA, 2746 nt
Organism: Crotalus tigris (Tiger rattlesnake)
Lineage: Eukaryota; Metazoa; Chordata; Lepidosauria; Squamata; Viperidae
Product: olfactory receptor 4S2-like
Exons: 2
Coding region: 448-1398 (316 amino acids)
Biological process (GO): G protein-coupled receptor signaling pathway
Cellular component (GO): membrane
Molecular function (GO): olfactory receptor activity; G protein-coupled receptor activity
Source: RefSeq, a predicted model, not a curated record